Messenger RNA from Cololabis saira (Pacific saury), 1128 nucleotides. RefSeq lists its product as uncharacterized. The transcript is spliced from 2 exons. Lineage: Eukaryota; Metazoa; Chordata; Actinopteri; Beloniformes; Belonidae. The coding region runs from base 122 to 985 and encodes 287 amino acids. The record is from RefSeq and is a predicted model, not a curated record.
GCACACACACACACAUGUACAAACAGGAAGUGAGUCAUUUUUGUGAACUUGUAUGUUAACGUCUUCCAUUUAAGUCAUUUGCACCAGAGACAUUAAAGCACCAACUGUCACCCCGGCUCCAAUGCAGACUGUGUGUGCAGUUUCGAGGGUACCGGAGCCCAUUCCUGAAAACUUUAAAAACAGAGGCCCCCUAAAUGCGGAGGCUCUAGAGGAGUAUGCUCAACACAUGGCAGAAAACAUUAUGCAUUCAUUCAUAUACCAAAUGGAAAAGAUGGAAUCUGAAGUGUCCUGCUGCGGUCGAGGCCAGGAGAUGUUAGCUGAAGAGCUAACGUUGGCAGUGAUAGAAAGGGCCCUGGAAGAAGUGUCAUUAGCUCAAAACGUCAAGGAUCAGAUAGGGGCUGAAUGCGACAAUGUUUCUUUUGUUGGAAAAUGUGAAGAGGAAGAAGAUUUGUUCGACACAGAUAUGGAUCAAUAUAUGGAAACCCAGAAUUUCAGAGCUCCUCGGCCCUCACAUCCCCCACUGUCCCAGUCAGGGCUUCCCAUUGUGGGAUCCCUGGACUACCCUGAUGCCCCUCCAACCACCCCUCUCGUCCCCGAGCUCGAGAGGAGCAGAAGCAGUUUUGCUCGGAAGCUGAAAGGAGGACUGGCGAAGGUUUUCUUGCCCUCUCCUCCGCCGUCAACUCCAAAAGACAAAGAGGAAAGCUCAGAUGGCGUCACCAAAAACCCUGAGGCCGAGCUGAUGGAACAUCUGAUGUACUCACUGUCCACUACUGAGCUGGCAAGAGACGCUUUUGAAGGAGGUUCUCAGCACGGAGCGAGCAUGGAUGCUUUUGCAGAGAUUCUGUCGUGUGAGAUCGUGGACUGGGUCCGGGAUGUCAAAAGUAGAAAGCAGAAACCACAUGAAAGCAGUGUUUAUCUGCUGGCGCAGCAAAUGGCUGAAACCAUCAUCGCCUCCUCGCUUGAUAAAACUAAAUUGCAUGUUUAGCAGUUUAACUUCACAUGUGAUGACUGAAACUUUCCUCUAACUGUGGCUCGAUUUGAAAUAACAAAUUGUUUCUUUUUCUGCAAUGUGUUACAAUAAAAGCUCAUCAAGAUGAAAACUUGACUUUUGUAGCGAUAACUCACUUA